Messenger RNA from Trichosurus vulpecula (common brushtail), 1272 nucleotides. RefSeq names its product Wnt family member 9B (gene WNT9B). NCBI's taxonomy places the organism in Eukaryota, Metazoa, Chordata, Mammalia, Diprotodontia, Phalangeridae. Gene Ontology annotation, cellular component: extracellular region. Gene Ontology annotation, molecular function: cytokine activity; frizzled binding. The record is from RefSeq and is a predicted model, not a curated record. Gene Ontology annotation, biological process: canonical Wnt signaling pathway; neuron differentiation; multicellular organism development.
AUGGGGAGGGGGGCUAGCUGUCUGGAAGAAGCGGCUGAGUCCGCACCCCUCUGCUCCCGCACCCCCGCCCUCCCCGCCUUAAAGCCCCGCGGGGAGCAGGUGGCGGCCGGGGUAGCCAAGCGGAGGAGCCGCCGCCGCAGCCGCAGCAAGCCGGGCGCCCACGGAGGAGAUGAGAGCAGGAGCGGCGCCGCCGGCACCAUGCGCCGCCCGCCUCCGCUGCCCCUGGCCGCACUCUGCCUCUUGGCGCUGCCGGCAGCCGUCGCCGCCUACUUCGGCCUGACAGGAAGAGAAGCUCUAACUCCCUUUCCUGCACUGGGCUCAGCCACAGCUCCCCUGCAGAGCAGAGCCCACCUGAAGCAGUGUGACCUUUUGAAGCUUUCCCGUAAGCAAAAGCAACUAUGUCGGCGGGAGCCGGGCCUAGCUGAGACCCUGUAUGAUGCUGUGCACCUGGGUGUCCUUGAGUGCCAGGCCCAAUUCCGCCAUGAGCGCUGGAACUGUAGUCUGGAAGGGAGAACGGCGCUCCUGAAAAGAGGUUUCAAGGAGACCGCCUUCCUAUAUGCAGUGUCCUCAGCAGCCCUGACCCAUGCAUUGGCCCGGGCCUGCAGUGCAGGCCGAAUGGAACGCUGUACCUGUGAUGACUCCCCUGACCUGGAGAACCGCCAGGCCUGGCAAUGGGGUAUGUGCGGGGACAACCUCAAAUACAGCAUCAAGUUCCUCAGCAACUUCCUGGGGCCCAAGAAAGGAAGCAAGGAUCUUCGCGCCCGGAUGGACGCCCACAACACCAACAUGGGCAUUAAGGCUGUGAGGAACGGUCUGAAAACCACAUGCAAAUGUCAUGGUGUCUCCGGCUCCUGUGCCGUGAGGACCUGCUGGAAGCAACUCUCCCCAUUCCGGGAGACAGGUCAGCUGCUAAAGCUACGUUAUGAUGCUGCCGUCAAGGUCUCCAGCACCACCAACGAAGCCUUGGGACGCCUGGAGCUGUGGGCACCCCCAAGAUCCAGCCGCCCAGCUAAGGGCACGGCGCCUCGGCCCAGCGACCUGGUGUACAUCGAUGACUCGCCUAGCUUCUGCCGGCCCAGCAAGUACUCUCCAGGCACAGCAGGGCGGGCCUGCUCCCGGGAGGCCAGCUGCGACAGUCUGUGCUGCGGUCGGGGCUACAACACCCAGAGCCGCCUCGUGGCCUUCUCCUGCCACUGCCAUGUGCAAUGGUGUUGCUAUGUUGAAUGCCAGCAGUGCAUACAGGAGGAGCUGGCCUACACGUGUAAGCAGUAG